This is a messenger RNA of Scleropages formosus (Asian bonytongue), 3389 nucleotides long. Its product is annotated as tripartite motif-containing protein 16-like. Bases 34 to 1701 code for a protein of 555 amino acids. NCBI's taxonomy places the organism in Eukaryota, Metazoa, Chordata, Actinopteri, Osteoglossiformes, Osteoglossidae. The record is from RefSeq and is a predicted model, not a curated record. Gene Ontology annotation, molecular function: protein binding; zinc ion binding. The transcript is spliced from 7 exons.
AAACUGAACUCUGUCCUCUGUGUGUGAAGAAAAAUGGCAGAAAGUGGAGUUCAUCUGGAUCAGGACCAGUUCAGCUGUCCAGUCUGCCUGGAUCUGCUGAAGGAUCCAGUGGCUAUUCCCUGCGGACACAGUUACUGUAUGAACUGUAUUAAGAGCUGCUGGGAUCAGGAGGAUCAAGUUGGUGUCUACAGCUGUCCUCAGUGCAGGCAGACCUUCACGUCAAGACCUGUUCUGGGCAGAAACACCAUGCUGGCUGAAGUGGUGGAGAAACUGAAGAAGACAGGACUCCAGGCUGCUCCUCCUGAAUACCGUUACGCUGAACCAGGAAAUGUCGUGUGUGAUGUGUGUCCUGGGAGAAAACGCAAAGCUGUUAAGUCCUGUCUGGUGUGUCUGGUUUCUUACUGUGAAACACAUCUCCAGCCACACUAUGAUUCUCCAGCUUUUAAAAAACACAGACUUACUGAUGCUGCUAGAAACCUUCAGGAAAAGGUCUGUUCCCACCAUGACAAAUUGCUGGAGGUCUACUGUCGUACUGAUCAGCAGUGUAUCUGUCUGCUGUGUGUGAUGGACGAACACAGAGGACAUGAUACAGUCUCAGCUACUACAGGAAGGACUGAGGAACAGAAAUAUCUAGAAAGGACACAGAGUGAAUUCCAGGAAGGGAUCCAGCAGAGAGAGAAGAAGGUGCAGGAGCUGAGAGAGGCUGUGGACUCACUCACACGCUCUGCACAGGCAGCACUGGAGGACACUGACAGCAUCUUCACCCAGAUGAUCCGCUCCCUUGAGAAAAGGCGCUCUGAGCUCAAAGAUGUGAUCAGAGCUCAGAAGAAGGCUGCACUGAGUCCAGUUCAAGGACUCCUGGAGCGACUGGAGCAGGAGAUUGCUGAGCUGAGGAGGAGACACUCUGAGCUGGAGCAGCUUUCACACACAGAGGAUCACAUCCAUUUCCUACAGAGUUUCCAGUCUCUCUGUGUCCCUCCUGGACCUGUACACUUACCCACCAUCACUGUGGACCCACACUGCUCUUUCGGAGGUGUGAAAAAAGCUCUUUCUGAUCUCAAAGUCCAACUAGAAGAAGCCUGUAAGAAUACAUUCACAGAGAUCCCCCAAACAGUGAGAAAAGUCGAAGUGAUUCCAGAACCCAGAAUGAGAGAAGAGUUUUUAUACUAUGCCUGUCAGCUCACACUGGACACAAAUACAGCAAAUAAAAACCUCCGUCUGUCUGAGAGGAACACAGUGGUGACUCGUGAGAGAAAUCUACAGUCAUAUCCUAAUCAUCCAGACAGAUUUGACUGGUGGGAACAAGUUCUGUGUACAGAGGGUCUGUCUGGAUGCUGUUACUGGGAGCUUCAGUGGAGUGGAGAUGGUGGAGUUUAUGUAGCAGUGUCAUAUAGAGGGAUCAACAGGAAAGGAGGAAGCACUGAUUGUGGUCUUGGAUACAAUAACAAGUCCUGGAGUUUGUUCUGCUCUCCCUCCAGUUACAGUUUCUAUCACAAUGAUGAGGAGACUCCAGUAUCUGGUCCUACUUCCUCCAGAAUAGGAGUUUACCUGGAUCACAGGGCAGGAACUCUGUCCUUCUACAGUGUCUCUAAGGACACAAUGACCCUCCUUUACAGAGUCCAGACCACAUUCACUGAACCCCUCUAUCCUGGGUUUUGGGUUUGGUUUUCAUCUAGAGUGAAACUGUGCUCUCUGAGAUGAGAGGAAACAGGAGCUGAACGCAAACUGACAGAGGAAUCCUGUGUGUGUUCCUGUAUUUUUUUCUUCAAACAUUCUGCUUAUGUUUCUGGUCUGUUUCAACAAUAAUUCUUUAGAAAUUACUAUUAAAGUUAUCAGAGAGCUGUUUGAAAGUGAUGUCAAUAUAAUUGAAAUUGAAUUGAAAAUAUUGCACUAUAAUAAUAAAUACUAUAGAUAUUGUAGCCACCCCCAUGGAGCUACUAGAAACAGGUUCAGGCUCUUUAUCUGACAGUUCUUUUUCCCCCUUUAUUAACUCCAGUUAAAAAGAAGAGACCAUACAAAUGCACAAUUCAACAUCUCCAAAUAAGACACCCACAACAGCAACACACAACUCAACAAACUCAAAAUACAAAAUCAUUCAAACAAUGUUCAAUCAAGACUCGACAAAAUAAACAUUAAACACCAGUUAAAACUUCAGAUUGUCACUGGUACUGGUGCCCCGGCACUCCCGACGACUGCGCGUCUAGCAACCAAGUGCUUGACGACCAUCUUGCUUGACCCCCCUGUUGACGACCCCGGAGACACAGUAUAAAAGUACUCGCUCCAACGCACCAUGUACUAGGAGACCUCGUGGAUGACGGCGUCCUGCUGUACCUGGAUGACAUCUUGAUCUGCAAGACCUGGGAAGAGCACGUCUGUCAGGAGAUUCAUCAGGGGAUUCAGAUUCAUCAUUGCCCAGCUCACGACUCUUACGGCAGGUAAGGAGACCCGCCUGCCUCAGGGCAAGCAAGCACAGCAAACGUUCUUAGAGUUGAAGAGUCAUUUCAUAGCAGCACCGAUAUUAUGACACCCAGACCCCACUUUGCCGUUUGUGGUGAAGGUGGAUGCCCCAGAGGUCAGAGACGGGGCCGUGCUGUCCCAAAGACAGAGUGACCCACCAAAACUGUACCCCUACGCAUACUUCUCACGAAAACUGUCGCCAGCCGAGCCGAACUAUGACACUGGAAAUCGAGAGCUCAUUAAAUUAGCCCCGGAGCAAUGAAGGCACUGGUUAAAGGAAGAAACUAAAGGAGGAAUCCUGUGUGUGUUCCUGUGUUGUUCUCUUCAAAUAUUCUGCUUGUUUUUCUUCUCAAGGAACAGGUAAACCAGAGGCAGAGAUACACAGUAGAGCAAACUUGAUCAAGAAGGCAGAGUAGAUCACAAGCACUGGUUGAGAUUCCGCAAAGUCCAAAGUUGUGCUUUACUCUUUUACACCCCAGUCUGAUGGGUUGAAAGCAGCUAAACUGAAUCCACCAGCAUCGUUAUGUGCGAGGACCCCUAGUGGUUGGCUGGAGAGCUUCUCUUGGGGGUUUAUAACAAUGGGACUCUGGUCAGUGAGUAACUUCCUAAUUUCUCCAGUGUCACAUUGAGAAAUAGCAACAGUCUACUGAUGUUUCAGACUGUGUGCUUCAAGUUUAUCUCUGCAGCUUUAAUAUACAGUAUGUUUAGAGUUCAGUCCAUCAAAAAGCAGUUUCAUGUAAAAUUAAACAUGAUUUAAACUACUUUUUUUUUAAAUACUUGCUGUCUGUUAAGUUUCUGCUGCUCCCUGAUAGGGUGAGGAGUUCGGGCAUCCUGGAGGAACUCAGAGUAAAGCCACUACUCCCCCAUCUGAGAGGAGCCAGUUGACAUGGUUCAGGCAUUUGCUGCACCUCCCUUUGGACGUAUACCAGGCA